This is a messenger RNA of Periophthalmus magnuspinnatus, 6156 nucleotides long. RefSeq names its product coiled-coil domain containing 18 (gene ccdc18). The coding region runs from base 1 to 4113 and encodes 1370 amino acids. The record is from RefSeq and is a predicted model, not a curated record. The transcript is spliced from 23 exons. NCBI's taxonomy places the organism in Eukaryota, Metazoa, Chordata, Actinopteri, Gobiiformes, Gobiidae.
AUGGAUUGUGUUUCAUCCAAGAAAAGAGGGAGCGCUGUGCGACAGGAAAAUGCCUGUUUGUCUGUGCACGAUGGCCCUUUUAUCACUGGCUUUGACAUCGGCUCCUCCCAAAGCCAGAGCCGUGUUGCUGCUCCACGGAAUAAUGUGACAAUCAUGAGUGAGCACAUCCGACACCUGGAAGCAGAACUGGUGGCUCAAGCCCAGCACCUAAAGGAGGUGGAAAUGAGGGCAAACUGUAGUCAGGAAGAAGCGGCUCACAAUGAGAUGGUGGCUCUGUCUUUAACUGAGGAGGUCAAUGCUCUGAGAGACGAGAUAGAGAACAAGACUGCACUUUGCAAACGAGCUGAGCAGCAGAGAAACCAAGCUCUUGAAAAUGCAGAGAGGCUCAAAGAAGCAUUCAGUCAAUACAAAUCCACAACUUUGAUUAAAUUCAAAAAGCUGAUGGACAGUGAGAACAAACUCAAAGAAAACCUGACCAGCUGUAACUUGGAGAAAGAGGAGCUGAACAUCAAGUGCUCCGUUUUAGAGAAAGAGGCACAACAACAGCACCAGGCCAUCAGUGGUCUGCAGGCGGAGGUGCGUGAGCUGAAACAGUGUGCCUCUGAGCGCUCCCUGUUGCAGACUGAGUUGGAGGAGGCAGGCCGCAGGGUGACUGUGAUGGAGAAACAGCUGAUGGAGCGCAUGGCUGACUGCAGGGAGGUGUCUGCUCUGCACAGGGAGGUCCAGGACCUGAGGAAGCACAACCAGAGCCAAGAGCAGCAGAUCCAGCAGAGCCAGAGUGAGGCGCUACAGAGCAGAGCCGAGCUGAACAGUCUGGAGGCUGUGCUACGGCUGCUACACCUGCAGGAGGGAGGUUUGGGGCCCCUCUGUGCACGGCCAUGUAUGCUGCCGUCAUUGGACUUCUCAGGAACUGCACAAAUAAUGCAGCUGCAGCCAGGUGAGGGGUACCAGCAGCUGUUGAAGGCUCUCCAGUCUGUAGAGUCAGACCGGAGCAAACAGCAGAGGGCAGUCGAGAGGCUACAGGAACGUCUGACUCGAGCCCAAGAAGAGGUCUCUUCUCUGCAGAGCUCCAUGGCACAGAGGGCCUCCCACUACCAGAACCUCCACUCUGAACUCAUGGACAAAGUCAGCCAGGCCACCGACACCGAGAAGGAGCUGAAGAGGAAGAGUGCUCGUGUGGCUGCUCUGGAGAAACAGCUUCAGGAGAAGACCUCCGCCUACAGCCAGGCCGCUCUAAGGAAUACUGAGCUCGAGAAGCAGCUGCAGGAGAAGACUAGUACUGUGGAGCACUACCAGACACUGAUGAGUAAAAAGCAGAGGGAAUACCAACAGUCGCUCGAUAAAUGUAAGAAAACACAGAACCAACUGUCAGUGGAACAACAGCACAAGAUGGAGAUGUUGGAGUCAUCGGUGAAAGAGGUCCAGUUGCGUCUGCUGGAGACAGAGGAGCUGUUUGGUUCUGUGCAGGUGGAGAGAGACGAGGCUCAGAAUGUGGCUCUGCUUCUCCAGAGCAGUGUGGACAGGCUCACACAGGAGAAGGAGCUAGAAGAAAAGCACCGUGAGGAGCUGGAGCAGAGAUUAAAGGAGGAAUCUACUCAGUCCACCUCAAAGAUGUUGGAGCUUCAGUCAUCUCUGUCCAACUGUGAACACCAGCUCCAAGUGUAUGUGCAGCAAAUGGAGGAGACACAGAGGAGAUACGACGCUGAACUGCAUAGGAGCAACGACAAGGUGUGUUCACUGCAGGAGAAGCUGCACAGUACAACGCUGGUUUAUCAGACAACCAGUGAACACAACAUGCAGCUGCAAAAGUCACUGGAGCAGACCCAGGCCAUGCUUAGUGAAGGCACCAUGAGGAUCUCUGAGCUGGAGGACAGUCAGAGCCAACUGCAGAAACAGGUGUCUGACCUGGAGCAGCACCUGGAGCGGGCUAGAGCCUCUCUCCAGGAGGCAGCACUGAGCCGAGAGCGGGACGUCCUACAAAGAGACAAGAGCCUAGAGGAGGUGCAGCUGGAGAACACACAGCUCACCAACUCUCUCAGCCAUCUGUCGACAGAGAUGACCAAGUACAAAGUGGAACUGGUGUCCAAAGAGUCUGAGCUGAAGCAUCUAAAGAAGGACGUAGCUCAGAAGGCGUCUCAGAUCAACCACCUGGAGGAGAGCCUGCACAGGACCAAGGCUCUGCUGGACACCAAGACAGACAUGGUGGCAGACCUGGAAGAGACGCUGCACCGCUGUGAGGCUGAUGGGCUGCUCUGCAGACAGAGGGCUCAGGCUCUGGAGCACCAGCUGGAGGUGGUGAGAGCAGAGCUGAGGGACACAGUACAGAAACUGCAGCAGCUUGGGGACCUGCUCCAGAAGACUCAAGGCAUCGCAGAGGAGAGACAGGCAUCUGUUGACAGAUUGAGCCUGGAGUUGAGUGAGUGCCGGAGGGAGCUGGAGGACAGAACACAUGAGGUUCUGGACAUGGACAAUGCCUUGAAGGAAAGACAGGGGGAGUUGCAGCAAAGAGCCCAGCUGUUGGGACAGUUGGACGUGGCCAUCCGCGAGCACAAGCUGGAGAUGCAGAGGAAGGUGGAAACUCUACAGCAGAGUCUGGAGGCCACAGAGCAGCAGCUCAGAGAGGCCCAGAGACAGCUGACCCACAGGGAGAAUCAGGAGAGUGGAGAGCUGAGGGUCUGUCAGCACAAACUGGAGGCUGCUCUUGUUGAAUCUAAAGAGACUCUGCAGCGCUGUGAGGCUCUGAGCACAGAACUGCAGACCAUCCGACAGCACAGCAAGGACAAGGAGGAGGAGCUAUCCCGUGUAGAGGAGGAGUUCGCACUGAAGGAGGCGCACUGGCUCCACACUGAGGCCAGGCUCCAGGAGACUGUGACCUGUCUGGAACAAGAGCUGGAGCUGGAGAGAGAGCAGCACAGCAAGGAGCUGGAGUCUUUGCAGCAGACCAGAGGCCAGCUCCUCAAAGUGUCCGAGCAGAUCUCCUCCACCAUGAAGUCCUCCCAAGAGCAGCUCAGCACCAAGAUCCAGCUGUGCCAGGACCAACUGGAACAAACCAGGACUCAGUUGGACCAAACCAGGACAGAACUGGACCAAACCAGGACUCAACUGGACCAGACCCAGACAGAACUGGAUCAGACCAGGACUCAACUGGACCAAACCAGGGGAGAACUAGAUGAAACCAGGACUCAGCUAAACCAAAGCAGAGCAGAGUUGGAGCACGCCCGUAGCCUGGCCGUGUGUCUGCAGUCUCAGCUGGAGCAGAGUCAGUCUCAGCUGCUCCAGAGCCGAGUGGAGCUCCAGGAGGUCAGGGGGCUGUAUGACCAAACCAGGGCCCAGAGCGCUCAGCUGCAGAGUCGGGUACAACAGCUCUCUGCCCGAGCAGAGCUGAGCCGAGUCCAGGCUGAAGACCUCCAGCAGCAGCUCCACGCCUCGCACAAGUCUGUGGAAUCUUCCCAGGACUCUCUGCUCAUUAAGGAGUCCGAAGUGACCCGUCUUUUGGGUAAAAUCUCCAGUCUGGAACGAGCCGCUGAUCGCCAACACCUUGCCCCUUCUCUCCCUCCUCCCUUGGCCCCACCCUCUCUGCCCCUCUCCCCUCGUACCUCUCCUUCACUCCCCCAGCAACCUCCACCCACCCACACCUCCUUCACCAAAAACCAGAAGGUUUCCGACUGGUUACAAAGCAGCACCAACAACUCCUCCCUAGAUCUAUCCCCGAGUUUGAAAACCGCAUUGAAGGAUGCUUUGAAGGACCAUUCGUCAGUGUCGCGUUCCUCCAUCUCACCGUUUCCAGAGAACACAGUGGACCAGAGCUGGCAGGGUUUGACUUCUGUAGACAUCACAGGUACCACCGAUCAAUCCUUCAACCCUUUGACGUACAUGAUGGAUAAGCAGGUGGAUGAGAUUGUGGAGGAGAGGGAGGAGAGGGAGGAGAGGGAGGAGAGGGAGGAGAGGGAGGAGAGGGAGGAGAGGGAGGGGAGGAGGGAGUCCCGGGGAACGCUGGCGCCUCCUGAAGAAGACGAGGAGGACAAUUUGAGCACACUAACAGGAAUGCUAAGGUUUGUGAACCAGACUUUGGCCAUGCAGGAGGAUCAGUCUGUGUGGAAUAACAAAACGUGAUAUUAGUUCCAGGCGGUGGUUAUAUAGAGUUGUUAAGUGUGAUGUCCUUCAGCUGAUUGAAAACAAUGAACAUGUUUACAAUUUUUCUUUUCACUUAAAAUCAGAUUGCAAUUGAUUAAAGCCGUCAAGGUUAUAAGCAUGUAUCUAUGGUUAUGACUGUGACAGAAAGUGUAGAAGGGAGGUUGAAGUAAGAAGCUAGGCUAGGCUAAGCUCGUGUUAGUAGCGACUGACAGUUAACUGCUACUAAACUGCAGUAGCAAAAGAUGACGUUUAAAUCUGUCAACUGGACAAAUCGUUGUAGGAACAGAUUUAAACUUCUUCUUUUGCUAUGGAUCAGACCUGGACGACUGAGGGAUUACACAGACAUACUAAACUGUAGUGUCUUUUUGGUGGCACAUCCAAUUAAGCAGGAGUCCCACUCAUUUCGAUGGAGAAUUUGAGAAAAGUUUUGCUGCUAAAAUCUGAUAUAAAGUACGGUAGUUUGAUUUGUGUAAAACAUUCUAUUCAUGUGACCAACAAGUCAACUUCCAGGAUAAGGUGAAUAGGAGAAAUUGGAGUAAAGUUUGUUUGUCUUGGGAAAAUAAGGUGGGUUUGGAGGCAAAUGUCAAUACUUAAAGGUGCAAUGCAUAACUUUUCUAGUGGAGAGUUUGUCACCAGCUUGUUUUCAUGGAGAAGUUAUUGCAUUGCCUACCAUGUUCCACAGUUUGAUAUUUCACUUAUUUAUCUUCAUGGAGACAACCAUCAGGCUAAGUUAUAGGUCACAUCUGUGGUUUAAGGUUUUUAAAAAUAAAAACACCUGUAAUUCAAUGUAUAUAAGAUAGCUAAGUCUAAUGACAUACUGUGGUACAUUUCAGGCCAAAGAAAUAAUAUUUCCAUGGAGAUAAGCUGGCAGUGGACCCCACACCAGAAAAGCUACAUAGUGCACCUUUAAGAACAGGUUUACAUGUGCAUGAGGUGGGCCACAUGAUGUUACAUAAAACAUCUAAUGGUCCAACACAGACACACCCGCUCCUCCUAUUGGUCACCCUCUUUUAUCUGAUGUGAGUGACAGAUGGAUUUAACCAACCAAGGAAGUGUGAAGUCAUUAGCCGAUAGAUUUAACUACCUUUUAAUUCUAAAUUAAGCUACUAUAAUAUUGUGUAAAAAUGGUGACUUAGGCUCUAAGUCUGGGCCAUAUCAUAUUCAUCAUGUAAUUGCUUGUGCACUGGAGCUGAUUUUCCUCUCAGUUGUGAGGGAAGGCAGACUGAGAUUGCAGCUAAUAGCUACUACUAACAUGCACACUCAAAAUCUGGUUAUUAUCAGAUUUCUGCACAAAAAAAUUGUUCUUUGUUAAGAUGAGGUCUUAUGCUUGUUCUGAUAAAGCUCAAAAUGGCACUUUCUUUUUCAGGAAAGCUCAGAAUUUGUCCUGUUAAUGUGUUUUUUGUUUUUGUAGUAUCUAUACUUACUUAUGCACAAAUGAGUUUCGAUAUUUUAGUAUAUAUUAGUAUCUGAUUUUCAAUACUUUGGACAACUCUAAUAUAAACAGCAAAAUCAUCUCAUUUCUUUCUGAUAAUGGUCCCUCUGAUUACUCACAUCAGAGUUUGCAGUUUUCAUGUCUAAUCAAAUCAUCAUAAAGGUCCAGAAAUCAGAUAAUAAUCAGAUUUUUGUGUGCAUGUGAACAUAGUCACUCACUGUGGAGUCUCUGUUGAUGGUAAAACACAAUAACGACAGAAAGGCUUUGAGAAGUGGAAGCAGAACUUAAAAAUUUUAACAGCUUCAAACGAGCCACCAAAAAGUACAUUGAGGUGCGUCCUUUAUUUCGUGAUUAAAAAUUGGUCCACCACUGGCAUCAGUAUGAACCAAGGAGAAAGAGCUAAAAUCAUACAAUGGACAGUCAUGGCCUAAAAACUAAACAGGGUAUCGAAAAGUUCCCCUUAGAGAUUGCACAGCGUUGAUCUCAAGCUGUGAUUCCAGUAGCUUUUUUAACCAAACUUCAGCGCACCUACCUGCUUUCACCACAAGAGGGAGACAAAGCCACAACAUCGUAACUUACAACUACUGUCU